CAUCUUUCCCGGUUCACGAUCAGGCAUCGUCCACCGCCAGUCUUUACGACGAACGACUUGACCCGGUGUCUAUCCUUCGACUAACGUUCCUUACCCGACUCCCCACGUACUCCCGGAUUACCUUGCUAUACUCUCAAUCAUGCGUACCUCAGUCUUCGUUGCGCUUGCGCUCUCCCUCGCGGUCUCCGCCCGCCCCCAUCAACGCCGGGCGACGCCCCAGCAGAUCCAAAACGGCAAGGAUGCCGCAGCUUUGAACACCAAGUUCGCCUCUUUCAAGGUUGGCGAUGCCUGCACCGUGGACGCUUGCAUCGGCUCGCAGUUCGCGCCGUGCAGCCAAGGCAAGUUGGUCGCCCAAGACUGCGCACCCACCACGAAGUGCGCGGCUCUGCCCAACGUCAACAGCGCCGGUACCAGCAUCGCCUGCACGACCCAAGCUGACAUCGACGCGCGCUUCGCGGCUGCCUCUGACCCCGACGCGACCGCUGCCUCGACCACGGACGCGGCGGCCUCUUCGACCUCGGCCGCGGCGGCGUCUACCGACACCGCCGCUGCGACCGUCGACAACGCGGCGGGCAGCACCGACAUCCAGUCGUCGCUGACCCUCGACCCGUCCGUGGUCGCCACCGGCUUCGCCAACGACGGCCAGGACGUCCCCGCCGCAGGCCAGGUCGCAUCGCUCACGUCGACCAACAACUUUAUCAACUUCUGUGCCGGCCAGACCAUCACCAACGGAAAGCAGAUCACCACCGGCUCUUGCAACCCCGCGCCGAUGGGUCAGCUCCCCGCCACGACCGCGAUGCCGUCCUGCAAAUUCGUCUUCCCGCCCAACGGCGACGCGUCCCUGAAGGCGAACCAGGCAUUCACCAUCAAGCUCGCGAUCAACAACCUCGAGACCGGCCACUUCGUGAACGCGCAGGAGAACUACUUUGCCGCGCCCCAGCAGCUCAACGCGGCCGGCCAGAUCCAGGGUCACUCGCACGUCGUCGUUGAGCAGCUCGACUCCCUGGGACAGACCACCCCCACCGACCCGACCAAGUUCGCGUUCUUCAAGGGCUUGAACGACGCUGCCGUUAACGGCGUCCUCUCCGUUGACGUUACCGGUGGUCUGCCCGCUGGUGCUUAUAAGGUGUCGACCAUCAACUCGGCCGCUAACCACCAGCCGGCGCUCGUUCCCAUUGCGCAGCACGGAUCUCUUGACGACGCUGUAUACUUCACGAUCAACUAAGCCACGUACCGCGUCUUCACGUUUGGGAUCUUGGGAAGCGGCGCACGCGUAAUUUAUUGAAGUAUAGCAUAAUCACACCCACGCAUUGUAUACCCGCAUGUACGUUUUGUCGGCAGUCUUUGGAUACAUCGAUGUGCGCCUCA
Punctularia strigosozonata HHB-11173 SS5 is the source of this 1368-nucleotide messenger RNA. RefSeq lists its product as uncharacterized. Lineage: Eukaryota; Fungi; Basidiomycota; Agaricomycetes; Corticiales; Punctulariaceae. Bases 140 to 1225 code for a protein of 361 amino acids. The transcript has 4 exons. The record is from RefSeq and is a predicted model, not a curated record.